UUGACGCCGAUCCGCUAACUUUGUGUGAACAGGCAAGCGAAGCAUUAGACCUUUUGACUGUCCAUUUUUUUCUCGGUAACGGUUACUGAUGAAAAUGUCGUGUGCUGUGUGUUAAUAACGGCGGUAUUUGCUGUCCCCUUUAAUAGCAGUCGUUUAAAACGGAAACGCUAGCGAACUCUUCUCUGUAUCCCUCACCUCCCCGACCAGCGUCCUGUGACCAGCGCUAGCUAUGAUGUGAUUGUGAAGAACUGCCGUCGAGGGAAGUUAUAAUUGACAUUAUCGUAGCUGAAUGGCUACAACACCAGCCUGUCCGCCUUCAUUUAACGCAUGAAUGCUGUUAUUUCGGCCGUCAUUUGAGCUCCGCGUCGGGAGGGACCGCUAAAUUUUCGUGGCGGAAAUAACCGAAGAGACCGCAUCCACGGCGCCGUAGUUCACAUCAGAGAAAUAUGUCUUUCUUCAAUUUUCGGAAGAUAUUCAAGUUAGGGCCUGACAAGAAGAAGAAGCAGUACGAACAUGUACACAGAGACGUUAACCCAGAGGAAAUUUGGGAGAUUAUUGGGGAACUGGGAGAUGGAGCUUUUGGGAAAGUGUACAAGGCCCAGAACAAGCAGAAUGGGACCCUCGCUGCUGCCAAGGUUAUUGACACAAAGACGGAGGAUGAAUUGGAGGAUUACAUGGUAGAGAUUGACAUUCUGGCCUCUUGCAACCACCAUUACAUCGUCAAACUGCUGGAUGCCUUUUAUUUUGAAGGCAAACUUUGGAUUCUGAUUGAGUUUUGUGCAGGUGGCGCAGUGGAUGCCAUCAUGCUGGAACUGGAGAGGCCCCUGACAGAGCCUCAGAUCCGUGUGGUGUGUAAGCAGACUUUGGAGGCCUUGUCUUACCUCCAUGAGAACAAGAUCAUCCACAGAGACUUGAAAGCCGGGAACGUUCUCCUUUCCUUGGAUGGAGAUGUGAAACUGGCUGACUUUGGGGUGUCUGCUAAAAAUACCAAGACGUUACAGAGAAGAGAUUCUUUCAUCGGCACUCCGUAUUGGAUGGCCCCAGAGGUGGUAAUGUGCGAAACGUCAAAGGACCGUCCAUACGACUACAAGGCCGAUAUCUGGUCCCUCGGGGUAACCCUGAUAGAGCUGGCGCAGAUUGAGCCACCCAACCACGAGAUGAAUCCCAUGAGAGUGCUGCUGAAAAUAGCCAAGUCCGAGCCGCCCACACUCAUGCAUCCCUCUCGCUGGUCACCAGAAUUCAAUGACUUUCUGCGGAAAGCACUUGAUAAGAAUGUGGACAAUAGGUGGAGCGCAGUACAGCUUCUACAGCAUCCCUUUGUCACCAGUGUAACUGAUAGCAAACCUCUCAGAGAGCUCAUAGCUGAGGCCAAAGCUGAAGUCACAGAGGAGAUCGAGGACAGCAAAGAGGAGGAGGAGGAAGAAGACCCUGAUACACCUCUGGCUGCUCCUGGGCACAAGCGAGCACCAUCAGAUGCCAGUGUGGCCAGCUCAGAGGAUGACAAAGUCCCACCAACUCCCUCCAUGCUGGAAUCUGUUACAGAAAAGACGGAGGUGGAAGCUGUUGAGGACCGGACCAGUGAUAAGCUCUCUGAUGAAGGACUUGGAACAAGUGAGGUAGACAAGACUGAGGAGGAGAAACUCAACGAGGUGUCUGAUGCCAGUAAUGAAGACCUGGCGUCUGGGACAGUAGAUCCCGCCAAGGACUUUGUCUCACAAGAUCCUACAGAGGCUAAACCAGAAGAUGGCCAAGGUGAAGAGAUUCCUGCUGAGCCUGUAGUAUCACAGCCAGAAGAACCUGUAGAUACCCAAGAACUUGUCACAGAUGGUCACGAAACAGAGGAGGAACAGAAGGAGACUCAAGAAGAGAAAACAGAGGAAGAACCUACUGAAGUAACAGAAGAAGAAGCACAGCCUGAGGAUGUGAAAGAGGAGGAAGAAAAAGAAGCAGGUACACAAGAAUCCAGGGAAUCACAGGAGCAACCUGAGGAUACACCAGGGGAACCAGAAACUAUAUCAGGGGAAGUAGCACAGGCAGAAGAAGAAAGCAAAGAACCGAGUGACGAGAUUCCUCAGCACAAAGUGACAGAGGACAGAAUAGAUGGCACAGCUAAUGGCACAGAUGUAGAUGUAGACACAGAGAAAGUAGAAUCAAGUGUAAUAGACACAAACAUAAAUGGAGAUACAGACACAAAGUCAAGUGUGGAUGAGUCCUCUACUGAUGUUUUGUUAGAGAAGGAGACCAUAGAAAGUCAGCCAGAGGAAAAGCCUGAGGAUGAGGCCCCUGAGGAGCCUGAGGAGCCUGAGCAGCCCAAACAAGAGAAUCAGACCAGAGAGGAGGCUGAACCAGAGAAACAGGCACCAACUGAAUCCAUUAAUGGAGUCAGUGAUGAAGUCAAAGACACCUCUGAGGAUUCAGAACAUGUGGUGCCAUCUAAAGACGUCCCUACACAGCAAGAUGAGGAGAAAGCUACGCGUGCUGAUGAGAUCACUUCCCAAGAUGCCGUCUCUGUCCCGGAGAGUGAAACAGAUUCUGAAACCAAGACGGAGCAAGGAAGCCCUGCUGUGAUCAAGCCAGAUGUGGAGAAGGACUCUGACUCUGGAAGCAGCUCUGCUGCUGAUAGCAGCAGCCUUGACCUCAAUCUGUCCAUCUCUAGCUUCCUGUCUAAGAGCAAAGAAGGGGGCUCUAUUUCUUUGCAGGAAUCAAAACGGCAGAAGAAGACUCUGAAGAAGACACGUAAGUUUAUGGUGGAUGGUGUGGAGGUCAGCGUGACGACAUCGAAGAUAGUGACAGAUAACGACACCAAGAGUGAGGAGAUGAGGUUCCUGAGGCGGCAGGAGUUGAGAGAGCUGCGCCUCCUGCAGAAAGAGGAGCAAAGGGCCCAGCAGCAGCUGAGCAACAAGCUGCAGCAGCAGAGAGAGCAGAUCUACCGGCGCUUUGAACAGGAAACUGCUGCUAAGAAGCGUCAAUAUGACCAAGAAGUGGAAAAUCUUGAGAAGAAGCAGAAGCAGACCAUUGAGCGACUGGAACAGGAUCACACCAGCCGGCUUCGAGAUGAAGCCAAACGCAUCAAAGCGGAUCAAGACAAGGAGCUCUCAAAGUUCCAAAACAUGCUGAAGAACCGCAAGAAAGAGGUCAAACAGGAAGUUGGACAGUCACCCAAACACAUGAGAAAAGAGCUCAUGAAACGCUUAAAGGAGGACCUAUCGCUCCUUAAGACUGCAGAGGAGCAGGAGUUUCUGCAGAAGCAGCAGCAAGACCUGGAUGGAGCUCUGAAGAAAAUCAUCCAGCAGCAUAAACUAGAGAUCGCCACUAUUGAGAGAGACUGCCUCAACCACAAGCAGCAGCUGAUGAGAGCUCGAGAGGCAGCCAUGUGGGAGUUAGAGGAGCGCCACCUGCAGGAGAAGCACCAGCAGCUGAAGCAGCAGUUGAAAGACCAGUACUUCCUGCAAAGACACCAGCUGCUGAAGAGACAUGAGAAAGAGAUGGAGCAGAUGCAGCGCUACAACCAGCGGCUGAUAGAGGAGAUGAAGAAUAAACAGACUCAAGAGAGGGUUCGUCUGCCCAAGAUCCAGCGCAGCGAGGCCAAGACCCGCAUGGCCAUGUUCAAGAAGAGCCUCCGCAUCACUGCCACAGCAGCUGUCACCCCAGAGCAGGAGAGAGAACGAAUUAAACAGUUUGCUUCUCAGGAGGAAAAGAGGCAGAAGAACGAGAGGCUUCAUCAACACCAGAAACACGAGAACCAGAUGAGAGAUCUACAGCUGCAGUGUGACUCAAACAUCAGGGAGCUGCAGCAGCUACAGAAUGAGAAAUGCCACCUUCUGAUUGAACAUGAGACCCAAAAGCUGAAGGAGCUGGAUGAGGAGCACAGCCAAGAGAUAAAGGAGUGGAGGGAGAAGCUCAGACCCAGGAAAAAGGCGUUAGAGGAGGAGUUUACACGGAAGCUUCAGGAGCAGGAAGUCUUCUUCAAGAUGAGCGGUGAAUCUGAAUGCCUUAACCCCACCACCCAGAGUCGAGUAUCCAAAUUUUACCCCAUCCCAAACCUGCACAAUUCUGGUUUAUAGCCUCACGUCUGUCUGUGCUGUAAAACAGACUCCUGUCAAACUCGGCGGCGUUCACAGACGCUUCCUGGUGGAACGACGUCAUUUCUCUGACCGUUACUGAUAAACAUGAAAAUGUCUUCACUGCUCUGAUUCCACCUUUAGUGAGAAUAACGUGCCUACACACACACACUUAAUCAGUUUUUCUCAGCUCGUUGAGAAAUUGUCCAGUGGAAAAUAUGCACUUUUUUGAGCAUGAUCAAAAAUUUAAAAGUCUGCAGUUGAUAGCUAAGGCCAAUCAUGCUUAUCAGAUUACUGUAAGCACAGCCUGCUACUGUUUGAAUGAUCUCCAGUGCCUCAUAUAUUCUUUUCUUCUGCAUUGAGGCACUUCCCUGUGUUUUCUACAGCUUGCAGUAAAUACAGUGCCCCCUGAAUGUGUUGCACUUAAGUAACCGGUUAUCAUUUCCACCCAUAGUCACAAGAUGUAGACGGAUUAUUUUCAUCGUUUCACUUAAGCUGGUGAUCAAGCCAACUCUGAGGUCUUGUUUCACUGCAUGGAAGGUAGAGCUGGUUCAAAGGGAGAUGUGCCGGUGAGUCAGUGGGCUGUGUUAUGGCUGUGUAGUCUUACGUAUGUAGUGUCUGUUGUUGCCAUGAGAGUCAAAAAUAGCACCAUGUUGGGAUCAUAAGGCUGUAAGUUACAAUGAAAAGGAAUGUACUGUGUUGUAAACGAGUGAAAUGUUACAUGUCUGUACCUACAUAUGACGUUUAAUCAGAUCCUAUGCUUACCAUGACGAUUUUACAGUCUUGAGAGAUGAAUGAACAAGAAUAUAACGAUUGCUUUAACACACAACUUCAUUUCAGUGCUGUACUCUCAAACACACAUUCCCCUGUUCAGUUAAACACAGAGGUGACCUGUUUCUUCCUGAAGAAUGAUGAAAUCCUUUUUUUUUUUUUUUGAUUUAGAAAAUAAAUCACUUUACCUUCUGGGAGUUAUUUUGAGCAGUGUUGAGAAGUACGAUCACAAAUGGAUACUAAAGGAAUGUAAAGCUAUUGAUUUGCACUGUUUUGCCACAUGAACUAAAGAAAAAAAUAUGCAGUUGUAAACUGUCAAUGUAUUUUUCACAACGAGUCACCUUUGUCUCACCCAAGCCUAUUCAGACUCCAAACUGACUGAACUGUUUGAACAUUUUUGCCUGCUUUUUUUUUUUUUUUUUAAUCUUACCUUGUUUUUCAAAUAUUCCCUUAGUAUUUUAUGACCACAUAUAGUUUUCUAAACACGUAUUCCUGAUAUAUUGAUGCUGUAAUCACUCUUUAUGCUCUGGUUGAGACCAGUGUUCUAUGAAAGAUAAAAUGCUGUAUCUAUAACUGUAUGAAUUCCGAUGUGUGAGGAGACGUCCUUCGCUGUAUUUUACGAGCAAAGUAUUGAUGGUUCACAAAAAGAGACCUAUUUGAAGAUAAAGAUACCUGAUGAGUUUAUUUUGCCACUGCAUAUCAUCAGUGCAUGUUAUAAUUUCUGUAUGCUGACAUCAGAAUUGACUCGUGUUUUGUCAUGAAUGCUGGAUUUUUAUUGGGGUUGUUGGAGACUGUCUUGUGAAUUACACCAUAUGCCCCAUAGAUUUCAAAUAUUUUUUUAUUUUGUUAAGUUACAGCAUUUUAAUUGUCAUUGACUUGUCAUUCUACCACAUAGGAUAUUCUUAGUAUAUGCAUUUUUGACGUCAGAUCAAAUGUAUUUAAAGUGUCUCUAAAAAUGGACAUUUUCUUUUGUUGUAAAUAAAAUAUUAACUGUU
This is a messenger RNA of Toxotes jaculatrix (banded archerfish), 5827 nucleotides long. RefSeq names its product STE20-like kinase a (gene slka). The coding region runs from base 447 to 4064 and encodes 1205 amino acids. NCBI's taxonomy places the organism in Eukaryota, Metazoa, Chordata, Actinopteri, Toxotidae. Gene Ontology annotation, biological process: protein phosphorylation. The record is from RefSeq and is a predicted model, not a curated record. Gene Ontology annotation, molecular function: ATP binding; protein serine/threonine kinase activity. The transcript has 19 exons.